Schizosaccharomyces cryophilus OY26 is the source of this 1367-nucleotide messenger RNA. RefSeq names its product phosphotyrosyl phosphatase activator. Gene Ontology annotation, biological process: mitotic spindle organization. Gene Ontology annotation, molecular function: protein tyrosine phosphatase activator activity; peptidyl-prolyl cis-trans isomerase activity. The record is from RefSeq and is a predicted model, not a curated record. Gene Ontology annotation, cellular component: protein phosphatase type 2A complex; cytoplasm; nucleus. Bases 67 to 1125 code for a protein of 352 amino acids. NCBI's taxonomy places the organism in Eukaryota, Fungi, Ascomycota, Schizosaccharomycetes, Schizosaccharomycetales, Schizosaccharomycetaceae. The transcript has a single exon.
UAAUAUCUCUCAAGAAUAUAGCAGAGCCGUGAUCCUUCUUAGCCUGUAUACCAAAGGGCUCUAGAAAUGAUAUCUGUUGAAGAACAAAAUCGCUGCUUUGUUCCAGUUCGAAGAAUACUAAAUAAUAAUGAUUUAAACCUUUUUAAAGAAUCAGAGGCCUAUCGCUUAAUUGAUUCGUUUAUUUGUGAUCUAAAUGAAAGUAUCCAAGACAAGCCGAUUUCAGCUGAGGUAAAGCUGAGUCCGUCUAUUGAGUACAUUCUCUUGAUUCUCAAAAGAGUAGAAGAAAUACUCAAUUUGAAUCCCCCCGUUGAAAACAAAGGUUCUCGUUUCGGAAACCCAGCAUUCGAGUCAUUUUACGAUCAGGUCGAAUGUGAGUGUCCUACAUUACACGCAGCAUUUGGGCUGGAGGAGAAUGCAAUAGGAGAGGCUGGAAAGUACUUUUACGAGAGUUUUGGUAAUAGGAAAAGAAUAGACUAUGGAAGUGGUCAUGAACUUAACUUUAUGACUUGGCUUCUUUCCUUACGAAGACUGGACAUUCUUACGAAAGAAGAUUAUCCUGCUAUUGUUCUUCGAAUUUUUGUGCAGUACAUCAACUUGAUGAGGUUGAUACAGACAACCUACUUCUUGGAACCUGCCGGUUCUCAUGGAGUCUGGGGAUUAGAUGAUUUUCACUUUCUUCCUUUCCUUUUUGGCUCUUCUCAGUUAGUGCAUCAUAAAUAUUUGCGUCCGAAACAUGUGCGCGAUCCUGAAAUCCUUGAAAUGUGUGCAAAUGACUAUAUGUAUCUGGGAUAUGUUCGAUUCAUUAAUGAAUUGAAACCAAAUGUUUCGCUACGAUUUCAUUCGCCUAUGAUUGAUGAUAUCUCAAGCGUCAAGACAUGGGCAAAGGUCAAUGAAGGUAUGAUUAAGAUGUACCGUGCUGAAGUUCUUUCCAAGCUUCCCAUUAUGCAACAUUACUUAUUUGGAUAUUUGAUUCCGGCAGUACCGAGUAUGUCUGCGGCUCCUCAAGAAGGAGAAGAUGCCGAAAUUAGUCAUAUUCAUUCAACUUAUGGGGAUUGUUGUGGAAUUAAGAUCCCUAGUGCAAUUGCUGCAUCAAAGACCGGCUGGCGUCGCCUGCCUUUUGACUAAAAAUCCGUUACGAUAUUUUUCUUUAUAGACAUGUAAAUUUUUUCCUACUAAGAUAUUGCUAUUUAUUAUAUAAGAAGAGCUAUACGAUAUUUUUUUUUUUUUCUUUUUUAGAUUUACGAGUUCCACGUGCUUGCUACUUUUCAGUGCAACUUCCCUUACUAAUGUACCCGUUAGAAAACGAAAUGAAUGAAAUUGAUAAGACAAGGAACAUUUACCAUUUCAUUUUGCAAGCAGUUACACGG